This is a messenger RNA of Chondrus crispus (carragheen), 87 nucleotides long. RefSeq lists its product as hypothetical. Lineage: Eukaryota; Rhodophyta; Florideophyceae; Gigartinales; Gigartinaceae. The record is from RefSeq and is a predicted model, not a curated record. Bases 1 to 87 code for a protein of 28 amino acids. The transcript has a single exon.
AUGAAGCUAGCCAGCACCCAAGAAUUGCGACAAGAGCGCCCCUUACAGAGAAGAUGCGGAGUCAAAGCAAACUGGAACCAGAGUUAA